AUGUGCUUUGGACGAGUGCCGCGAGCUGGAAGUUGCGAGACCGGCGAGAACUCCGACGACAGCUGUCGAAAGGAAGACGAGGGGAUCGUGGAGACCUCGGGGAGACCCUAUCCCGCGGGGAUGGGUAUGCUUCUGCCAGACGAGACGUACGAGGAACGCUCCUCGUCCUCGAGACGCAGCUCCUGCCCGAACGUUCUCGCGGACAUCGACGAGGUCGAGGCCGCCAAGGCUCUGGCCGCGUUCAGAAAGUGCGACGAGUUCCUCAAGAGGCACGGUAUCAGACCAGAGUUCUUCUGUCGCCAUAGGGAGCGUCUGGCGCUGCAGACAUGGCUCUUGCAGAGGUCCAAGCUGUCCGAUGCCUCGUCCUCGAACGAAGCCGUGCACUUACAGCAGCGUCUGAGGAGCCUGAGCACGGAGCUGGUGACCCUAAGGAACCGGCUGCACGUCAGCCAGCCGCCGAACAAUUCAGGGCAGAACGGCGGCUCGUCGGCGCCCCUGUCGAAGAGCCCGGAAAAGGGUGGCGUGCCGUCCUCCCCCGCGCCCGCCGUGCCGCCCAGGACCACGCUGCCGCUCGCCAACACGUUGCCCCACGGCCUCGGUCAUCCUUCGGGGCACACGUUGACGGCGUCCGCGAUCGUUCAUCCGCACGUGAAUCACGCCGGCGCGAACACGCUCGGCCACAACUCGACCGCAGCUAAUAAUUUAAUAUCUGAUUUGGAUUCCCCGAAGCGCCAUAAUGGAAUCCCCGACGACGGGAUAGUGUCGUGCGUGACGGCUCUGGGCUGUUUGCGAUCGCCGCCGAUCUCCAGCAUCAUCGCCGACGUGAAGAACGCGAAAAGCAACCAGGGCCAGCAUCGAUGUCUCCCGAAAGGCACCACGGCCACUUCCGGGCCCGCCAGCUCCACGGCCUUGGACGACCUCAUUCAUCUACCAGGCCCCCUCACGGAGGACGCGGUCCUCAAGUGUCUGCAAGCUCGAUUUUGCGCCAAACAGUACCACACGAACGUGGGCCCGAUUCUGGUCUGCAUCAACCCUUACACGGACGUCGGGAACCCGCUGACCCUAACGAGCACCAGGGCCGUACCGUUGGCGCCGCAGUUGAACAAGGUUGUCCAGGAGGCUGUGCGACAGCAAUCGGAGACCGGCUACCCUCAAGCCAUAAUUCUUUCCGGGACGAGCGGCUCGGGGAAGACGUACGCCUCUAUGCUGUUACUCAGGCAGUUGUUCGAUGUCGCCGGAGGUGGUCCAGAGACCGACGCCUUCAAACAUUUGGCGGCGGCCUUCACGGUCCUCAGGUCCCUCGGAUCGGCCAAGACCGCCACCAAUUCGGAGAGUUCUAGGAUAGGUCACUUUAUCGAGGUCCAGGUGACGGACGGGGCUUUGUACAGAACCAAGAUACAUUGUUACUUCUUGGACCAGACGCGGGUCAUCAGGCCCCUGCCCGACGAGAAGAACUACCACAUAUUUUACCAAAUGUUAGCCGGCUUGUCGCACGAGGAACGAGUGAAACUUAAUUUGGAGGGUUACAAUCUGAAGAAUCUAAGGUACCUCCAGCAGGGUGACACCAGGCAGGACGAAGCCGAGGACGCCAUCAGGUUUCAGGCGUGGAAGGCUUGUCUGGGCGUGCUGGGUAUACCUUUCUUGGACGUGGUCAGGGUCCUCGCGGCGGUGCUGAUCCUGGGCAACGUGGGUUUCACGGAUCGGCCUGGCGUGGAGGUCGGCGUGAUCGGGGAGAACGAGUUGGCCUCGGUGGCAGCCCUCCUAGGCGUUCCUCCGCCGGCCCUGCUCAGGGGCCUCACCUCGAGGACCCACAACGCCCGCGGGCAGCUGGUCAAGUCCGUCUGCGACGCGAAUAUGUCUAACAUGACCAGGGACUCGCUGGCGAAAGCGCUCUACUGCCGCACCGUGGCCACGAUCGUCAGGAGAGCGAACAGCUUGAAGAGAUUAGGCUCCACCCUCGGCACGCUAUCGUCCGACUCGAACGAGUCCGUUCACAAUCAGGCAGAGGUGACCAGUCAGCAUGCCUCGACUAUCGGGAGCUCUGCAGGCGGCACCGGUUCCAGAAGCAUGACCGCGCUGAACAAUGCCGUGAGACACGCGACGGACGGUUUCAUCGGCAUCCUGGACAUGUUCGGGUUCGAGGACCCGAAACCCAGCCAGCUGGAGCACCUGUGCAUCAAUCUAUGCGCGGAGACGAUGCAACAUUUCUACAACACCCACAUAUUCAAAAGCUCGAUCGAGAGCUGUCGCGACGAGGGUAUACGGUGCGACGUGGAGGUCGAUUACGUAGACAACGUGCCGUGCAUCGAUCUCAUUUCCUCCCUGCGGACUGGGCUGCUGAGCAUGCUGGACGUCGAGUGCUCGAUACGCGGCACCGCCGAGAGCUACGUGGCUAAAGUCAAGGUCCAGCACAAACAGAACCCGCGACUCUUCGAGCCAAGGACCGUCGACUGCAGGUCUUUCGGGAUCCAGCACUUCGCCGGCAGAGUCACUUACGACGCCUCGGACUUUCUCGAUACGAACAAGGACGUGGUGCCAGACGAUUUGGUGGCGGUGUUCUACAAGCACACGUGCAGCUUCGGUUUCGCGACGCAUUUGUUCGGGAGCGAGCUGAAGGCGCUGUACGCGAGCGACACCGUGCCCAGGGGCGUCAGCUUCAGAAUAUCUCCGACGUCUCACACGGACCUUUUGAACGGGGACGAACCGAUCUCCACGUUGACUCAGGACUUUCACACGAGGCUGGAUAAUCUCCUGAGAACUCUCGUCCAUGCCAGACCCCACUUUGUCAGGUGCAUUAGAAGCAACGGCACAGAAACCCCGCUGCACCUAGACAGAGGCGUGACUAUGCGUCAGAUACGAUCCCUUCAAGUUCUGGAGACAGUAAAUCUAAUGGCCGGAGGAUAUCCGCAUCGGAUGCGGUUCAAGGCGUUCAACGCGAGGUACAGACUGAUCGCGCCGUUCAAGCAGCUGCGUCGCGCCGAGGAGCAAGCCGUGGAGGAUACGAAGCUCAUUCUUCAAAAUGCCCAACAAUUAAAGAGCAAAUUCGGCGCGAGCACCAGCUGGGCGCUCGGCAAGAGGCACAUCUUCCUCAGCGAGGGCAUCAGGCAGCAGCUGGAGAACCUCCGAUCCGAAACGCGCAGGAGGGCUGCCACCGUCAUACAGGCUACGUGGAGAGGUUGGAGAGUACGAAGAAGAUGGCCGCUGAGGAAGACAACGAUAGGCGUGACUUCCGGGAUGGGCCAGAAGAAGCACCAGCAGCCGACCUCGACCAACACGGGCACCGUUCAGAGGAACGUGACGGCCGCGACGGGAACCGGAAGCGGAACACGACCGAGGCCGCAGCCGAUCGCCGGUACGCCACCGCCGGAUCCCUCGGAGAAGUGUGCGGAUCAGAAGAUGAUCCAGCAGACGUGCACCCUCUACGGGCUGGAUUUGGAACGACCGCCGCCUGUACCGCCCAGCAGGUCCUACACCGUGACAGGAAACACCAAGCUGGGCUAUCCGCAGACGAGGAUCAUGAAGAUGCCUUUCCCAGAGGAGGGCGAAGGAGAGGUGGUACUGCUGAAAGGUGAGACGGUUCUGGUCGUGGGCGCGUCCCCCAGACGCGGUCACCUCCUGGUGGAGCACAACAACGCAACGUUGCACGUGCCCUAUCAGUUCAUGGAGCUGAAACCCUGCAAUAUUAACGUUUGAACGCGUUAUUUAUUUCCGUGUUGGGUUGAUUGUCCGAACGACGCCGUUCCGAGUCCGGCGCCGCGAUUCUCGAAUCGUAAGAUUAAUUAAAAUUCCGCGAACGGUGUCCGCGAAUCGUCCGUGGAAAAAAAAUCAGGGGAAACGAGCAGGAUCGAAAGUUCCCCAGGACACUGAACUUUGUCUUUUAAUUAAUUGCACACCGGGCCGUUAAGCGAGUUGGACGCGGAAGUCGCUACAACGGCGCGCUUAUCGCUCGUUUGAGACGUUGAACCGCCACCCUCGCCGAGCCACGUUCGUCUUCCAUGUAGAUAAGUACACGCGCGUCGACGUACAUUUUCGAAUUAGUAAGCAUGUUAGCCGUUAAAUACCUACGAGCCUCGAGAAACCAGGGGCGUACCAACCGUGUACACGUCGGCGCCGUUCGGGGGGCUCCUGGCGCGAGCAGCGUCCUUACGGAAUAAUGAA
Messenger RNA from Colletes gigas, 4158 nucleotides. It is a transcript of the gene dachs, whose product is annotated as unconventional myosin-IXb. Gene Ontology annotation, biological process: actin filament organization; vesicle transport along actin filament. The transcript is spliced from 17 exons. Gene Ontology annotation, molecular function: cytoskeletal motor activity; ATP binding; actin filament binding. Lineage: Eukaryota; Metazoa; Arthropoda; Insecta; Hymenoptera; Colletidae. The record is from RefSeq and is a predicted model, not a curated record. The coding region runs from base 1 to 3693 and encodes 1230 amino acids. Gene Ontology annotation, cellular component: myosin complex; cytoplasm; actin cytoskeleton.